AUACCGACCUCCGUGGACAGGCAGUCGAUGAUUUUCUCAGCAGGAGGACGGAAUUCAUGAGAUUUCCUCAUCGCCUCCCCGCCCUGUUCAGUACAGUACACACUCGGCCCUGAUCUCCCUCGGCCAUUGACGCUGAUUUCGCGACCUAAUCCUUUUUCAGUUGACCGAGAAGAAAGGAAGUAAAAUGCAAGCCAUCAAAUGCGUUGUCGUAGGCGACGGUGCCGUCGGUAAGACCUGCCUCCUCAUCAGCUACACAACAAAUGCCUUUCCUGGAGAAUACAUUCCAACUGUAUUUGAUAACUAUUCUGCCAAUGUUAUGGUCGAUGGGAAGCCUAUCAACCUAGGUUUAUGGGAUACAGCUGGUCAGGAAGAUUACGACAGGCUUAGGCCUCUGUCUUAUCCUCAAACGGAUGUGUUUCUUAUUUGUUUCUCUCUGGUGAAUCCAGCUUCAUUUGAAAACGUCCGUGCAAAAUGGUAUCCUGAGGUACGACACCACUGUCCAUCAACGCCAAUCAUAUUAGUCGGUACUAAACUUGAUCUAAGAGAAGAUAAGGAUACUAUUGAAAGACUAAAGGAAAAGAAAUUAACUCCAAUUACUUACCCUCAGGGCCUAGCUAUGGCUAAAGAGAUUGGUGCUGUAAAGUAUCUAGAAUGUAGUGCGCUGACCCAGAAAGGGUUAAAGACUGUAUUCGACGAAGCCAUCCGAGCAGUACUUUGCCCGAUCCUUCAGGUGAAGCCAAAGAGGAAGUGUAUUGUGUUAUAAGGAUGUUUGUAUAUUUUUAAACAAAUAUGCUAAUCACCGAGUCAAACUAUAGACCUGGUAUCAACGAUAUCUGAUCAAACGCAGUUAUGGCAAUAGGUUCCACCCCAUUAAAAUCAUUAAAACCCAUUGCUGGCUGUAAACUACCCUUAUGACUGUAAAUAGUUUUUAAUGAGCCUAAAAAAAGAUAAAUAAAAACUUAAUAAAACAAGUUUUAUGUUACCUGAGUUGUA
This is a messenger RNA of Cimex lectularius (bed bug), 993 nucleotides long. Its product is annotated as ras-related protein Rac1. Gene Ontology annotation, molecular function: GTP binding; protein kinase binding; GTPase activity. The coding region runs from base 185 to 763 and encodes 192 amino acids. Gene Ontology annotation, biological process: actin filament organization; regulation of cell shape; establishment or maintenance of cell polarity. The record is from RefSeq and is a predicted model, not a curated record. Gene Ontology annotation, cellular component: cell projection; cytoplasmic vesicle; plasma membrane. The transcript is spliced from 6 exons. NCBI's taxonomy places the organism in Eukaryota, Metazoa, Arthropoda, Insecta, Hemiptera, Cimicidae.